GCAGGAUUACAGUACGGGCACUUCAGUCUUGAACUCAAUCGAGGAAAAGUCGGUGUCGGUUUGAGCGAGCAAAAUUUUUGUGUAAAUCAGUUCACGCAGGGGGAAGAAAAAAAAUAAGUACAUAUUACUGCCGGGUCCGGGAAACGGAAGAUCAUUCUCUUGUGUGAUAUCAGUUCGUGAACGUGUUAUCCGAAAAGAACUACCAGAAUGUCAGACAGAAAGGCUGUGAUUAAGAACGCUGAUAUGUCUGAGGAGAUGCAGCAGGAUGCUGUCGACUGUGCAACUCAAGCCCUCGAAAAGUACAAUAUAGAAAAGGACAUUGCAGCCUAUAUUAAGAAAGAAUUUGAUAAAAAGUACAAUCCAACGUGGCAUUGCAUUGUAGGCCGUAAUUUUGGAAGCUAUGUGACACACGAAACAAGACAUUUUAUCUAUUUUUACUUGGGCCAAGUAGCGAUCCUGCUUUUCAAGAGCGGAUAAACUGGAGUUUAUUCUAUAAUCACCAUCUUUUCUUCCUCCCUUUCACACGCUACAUGGAAAUACCUUAAGUCAAGUCACCGUCUGUAAGGAAAAUUACGAUACUGUGUAUAAUGAAAAUUUGUUUCUCAAACAAAAA
This is a messenger RNA of Frieseomelitta varia, 613 nucleotides long. RefSeq names its product dynein light chain 1, cytoplasmic. Lineage: Eukaryota; Metazoa; Arthropoda; Insecta; Hymenoptera; Apidae. The coding region runs from base 208 to 477 and encodes 89 amino acids. The transcript is spliced from 3 exons. Gene Ontology annotation, biological process: microtubule-based process; cilium assembly. Gene Ontology annotation, cellular component: cytoplasmic dynein complex. Gene Ontology annotation, molecular function: dynein intermediate chain binding; dynein light intermediate chain binding. The record is from RefSeq and is a predicted model, not a curated record.